CACCCGAACCGUUUGGCUUGUGUAUUCAGCAAUAACCUCUGUUGUAAACAAUAAACAACUGCAGGUAAAAACAUUUAACUUAACUGAAAACCUGCGCUGAAGACACCUUGAAGGCCUUUUACCGCUUCUGCCAAGAUUAAAAAGUUCAAACCAUGGCUGACGAGGAUUAUUGCACGCCAACGCGGAGGGUAACGCGGAGCAUGACGGAUAAUUUGCAGAUGAAAACCGGAUCAGUUGUGUGCGAGGAGGUGAAACUGUCCGCUCUGCUGAAGGCAACAAAAAUAUGCGAAGAUCAGAGGGAAAAUAAAAAACAAGAAGAGAUAAAGCGAAAAGAGGAGCUCGAAGCCUUCACGAAAUUAAUCUCAAGCGAGCCACCCAGAAAUAAAUCAUCUCCCGGCGCAAACAAGAGUCCCUCGAGAACGGAGGAAAUUGUGGACGCAGGCUCAAAGCAGAGAAGGAUUUUGGAGGAGCUGGAAGAGGAGAGGCUGCGUCAGGUGGAGGAAGCGGUCGCUGAGAGGGUGGACCAAUUCAGGGCCAACUCGCUGGCGAUUCGAACGCGUCUCGAGUUGAGCUCGAAGCAGCGAGAGAAGGAAAGGUUUCAGAUUGAAGAUGAACUUAAAGAGGAAAUGAAUAAAAUCGACGCCGUGGAGCGACACAGGACGUCUCUUGUUCUUCAGCUGCAGACGACCAAAAAUGCAGAGCAAGAAAAGAAAAUUGAGAAAAUCAUCGAGGAUGCCAGCAAGAUGGAAAUGAAAAGGAAAGAGGAGUUGAAGGCCAAAAGAGAAUUGCUUGAGAAGAUUGUGGCCAACCAGUUGAAGUUCAGGGAAAUUUACCAAGAGUUGUCUGAUUGCCUAAGGUCUUUCCCUUACAAAGAAGACCUCAUGUCAGAUGGAACGCUUCUCCAAGACGUGGCGGGAAUUAAGAAUCUGACCAGUAUGAUGGAAACUCUGAGCAAACAAUGCAGAGUUGGCGAGGUGAGCAAUCUGGACCUGACGACGUCGGAAUCGUUGGUGCAAAACCUGUCCGCCGGCUACUCGUCCGUGAAGGCCAAACUGGAAGUCAUCAGGGAAAGUAAAGAACAAAACGCCGCCCCUGGUGAAGUACAAGCGAAAACGGAGCCUGAAGAGGUGGUGGCCACCCCGCCAGCCGAAACGCCUACAACUCUAAAUGAUGCUCCAGCUUCUCCUGAACCGGCACAGGCUCAACCGCCAGGUGACAGUUCGGAGGUGCCUCCAGGAUUGGACGGAUUCAUUUCUAAGGCGAAUUUCUUGGAGCUGAGGCGGUUCCAGACUUCUUUUGAGCAGCACCUAAACCUCCUGCAAGGUCUGGAGGAAGACCAGUCAAUGAAAAAGUUCCGAUUUCAACUCCAGAAAUCGGUGAACACGCCAUUGAACGCAAUCUCAGCCGUGAGUGCCUCGCACCUGAAAGACAAGCUGCAGAGGCUGCAAGCAGUGCUGAGGGGCAACCCUGUCGAAGUCGGAGGCGUCACCGUGUCCGCCAGCGCUCACCCACAAGGGGUCGCAUUCUGCACCUAUUUGCUCGCUGAACGCAUCGUGGAACAAGGCGAGCAAAUCGUUUCAAGCAAGCCCGAAAGUGCCUUUGCCAUCGCGUCCGUGGCUCUGACGCUCUGGUCCGAGUUUCCAGUCUUCGGAGACAUGCUCAUGGCCUACUUCUACACCAAAUGUCCCUUCCUGGUGCCCUACUACCCGCCUAGAGCUAGCAAUACGUCGGACAAGAGCUACUAUGUAUCUUUGGGCUACAAUUAUGACGACGAAGGGAAAAUCGAGCCUCAGGAUAAAUACCUAAAAAGAAUGACCGGCACUGCUUAUUUGUUCUUCGCCAUUCUAACCUCCAAACUGCCCAGAGAGUGCAGCCAUCAGCCGCCACAGACGCUCUCAAUAGUUUGGAAAUGGUUGAGCAGCUUGUUAAAUUUAGACCCGAGGCCCGACAUUUCUGCGACGCUGCUGCUGACGUGUUUGGAGGUGACAGGAAACGCAAUGUGCGCCACUUAUAUGAAGCAAUUUCACAAGCUGGUUGUGGUGAUUGUCAACAGUUACUUCCCUUUGAUACAACAAGUUUCCCCAGAAAUCAACAGUGGGCCCAUAUCGAGACUGGAAUUGUUUUUAUCAAAGACUGCUAGAGGAUUUGUGUUUCCUCCGCCCAAUGGAGCUCUACCAGCAAAUUUUUGGUAGAACUGGAAAGAAAUAAAAAUUUUUUUGACUGUCCACGAAACUUACGCGUGGACAUUUGAAAUUAAA
Molecule: messenger RNA, 2258 nt
Organism: Cloeon dipterum
Lineage: Eukaryota; Metazoa; Arthropoda; Insecta; Ephemeroptera; Baetidae
Gene: Gle1
Product: nucleoporin GLE1
Exons: 11
Coding region: 153-2192 (679 amino acids)
Biological process (GO): poly(A)+ mRNA export from nucleus
Cellular component (GO): nuclear pore cytoplasmic filaments; nuclear pore; cytoplasm
Molecular function (GO): translation initiation factor binding; inositol hexakisphosphate binding; phospholipid binding
Source: RefSeq, a predicted model, not a curated record